Molecule: messenger RNA, 336 nt
Organism: Plectropomus leopardus (leopard coralgrouper)
Lineage: Eukaryota; Metazoa; Chordata; Actinopteri; Perciformes; Serranidae
Source: RefSeq, a predicted model, not a curated record
AUGAUUCAUCAUUACGUUUCACCGUCGCUGACAGGUUUCGCAGGGACUCCCGGAUACUUGUCCCCGGAGGUGCUGAGGAAGGAGGCGUACGGCAAACCUGUGGACAUCUGGGCUUGUGGUGUGAUCCUCUACAUCCUUUUGGUUGGAUACCCUCCGUUUUGGGACGAGGACCAGCACAAACUCUACCAGCAGAUCAAAGCUGGAGCGUACGAUUUUCCCUCCCCAGAGUGGGAUACGGUGACUCCAGAGGCUAAAAAUCUGAUCAACCAGAUGUUGACCAUCAACCCGGCUAAAAGAAUCACCGCCCAGGAGGCUCUGAAGCACCCGUGGGUCUGC